Lynx canadensis (Canada lynx) is the source of this 2146-nucleotide messenger RNA. RefSeq names its product pellino E3 ubiquitin protein ligase family member 3 (gene PELI3). Gene Ontology annotation, biological process: protein K63-linked ubiquitination; regulation of Toll signaling pathway. The record is from RefSeq and is a predicted model, not a curated record. NCBI's taxonomy places the organism in Eukaryota, Metazoa, Chordata, Mammalia, Carnivora, Felidae. Gene Ontology annotation, molecular function: protein binding; ubiquitin protein ligase activity. The transcript is spliced from 8 exons. Bases 69 to 1478 code for a protein of 469 amino acids.
GCCCCGGGGCCGAGCAGGGGCGAGGCGCGGAGGGAGCGGCGCCGAGUGGGGCCGGGAGCGCGGCCAGAAUGGUGCUAGAAGGAAACCCUGAAGUGGGGUCUCCCCGAACCUCAGACCUCGGGCACCCAGGGAGCCAGGGCUCUUGUGUCCUCUCUUCUCCUGGUGAAGAUGCACAGCCAGGCGAGGAGCCCAUCAAGUAUGGAGAACUCAUCGUCCUGGGAUGCUGUGAGGAAGGAGGUGAGGAAACCGAGGCUCAGAGAGGGGAAGUGACUGGUCCAAGGGCACACAGCUGCUACAAUGGGUGUCUGGCAAGUGGGGACAAGGGCCGCCGGAGAAGCCGCCUGGCACUGAGCCGCCGGCCCCAUGCCAACGGAGUGAAGCCAGACGUCAUGCACCACAUCUCCACACCGCUCGUCUCCAAGGCACUGAGUAACCGUGGCCAGCACAGCAUCUCGUACACACUGUCCCGGAGCCACUCGGUCAUAGUUGAAUACACACAUGACAGUGACACAGACAUGUUCCAGAUCGGCCGUUCCACCGAGAACAUGAUCGACUUUGUGGUAACGGACACAUCGCCUGGAGGAGGGGCCGCCGAGGGCCCCUCUGCCCAGAGCACCAUCUCCCGCUAUGCCUGCCGCAUCCUCUGUGACCGCCGGCCGCCCUAUACUGCCCGCAUCUAUGCUGCUGGCUUUGAUGCCUCCAGCAACAUCUUCCUUGGAGAGCGGGCAGCCAAGUGGCGGACCCCCGACGGCCUGAUGGACGGCUUAACCACCAAUGGGGUCCUGGUGAUGCACCCAGCAGGCGGCUUCUCUGAGGACUCGGCCCCGGGUGUCUGGAGGGAGAUAUCAGUCUGUGGGAAUGUGUACACUCUGAGGGACAGCCGCUCGGCACAGCAGCGAGGGAAGCUGGUGGAAAACGAGUCUAAUGUGCUGCAGGACGGCUCCCUCAUUGACCUGUGUGGGGCCACGCUGCUAUGGCGCACGCCAGCAGGGCUGCUGAGGGCACCCACGCUGAAGCAGCUAGAGGCCCAGCGGCAGGAAGCGAACGCAGCACGGCCCCAGUGCCCCGUGGGCCUCAGCACCCUGGCCUUCCCCAGUCCGGCCCGUGGCCGCACAGCACCCGACAAGCAGCAGCCCUGGGUCUACGUCCGUUGUGGCCACGUCCACGGCUACCACGGCUGGGGCUGCAGGAGAGAGCGGGGCCCCCAGGAGCGCGAGUGUCCUCUCUGUCGCCUCGUGGGACCCUAUGUCCCCCUAUGGCUCGGCCAGGAGGCCGGCCUCUGUCUGGACCCUGGACCACCCAGCCAUGCCUUUGCACCCUGCGGCCAUGUCUGCUCUGAGAAGACUGCCCGCUACUGGGCCCAGACACCACUGCCCCAUGGCACCCAUGCUUUCCAUGCUGCCUGCCCCUUUUGUGGGGCCUGGCUCACCGGCGAGCAUGGCUGCGUCCGCCUCAUUUUCCAGGGGCCACUGGACUAGGCUCUCCCGGGGCCCUGGAUGCCGUGCCCACCUGCCCACCUAGGUCCCCCACCUUCUGCAGCCCAGAGGGAGCUCUGCAUGUGGGACUCUACCUGCUGGCACAUAGCCACACCGGAUGGACGUGUUGGAUGGGCUGUGCUCCUCCCUCUUAUCUCUGGUCCCCCAAACCCCUACCCCAGUCAUAAUGAUGGGGCCCUCAGCUCCAGCUCUGUCCCGGGCUUUCCUGGGGUGUCCUACAUCAUGCCGCCUACACUGUGUCCCUGGGGGAGUGAAGGGGCCGUGGGCCCCUGACCCCCAGCUUAGGCUGGCUGUGCCCCGAGCCUGCCGACCCAGCUCCAGAUAUACUCACCCUGCUGCUGCCCUGGGUUCCUCUAUAAACCUUGCUGCUCAGCUGCCCUCGCAAAUCCCGCGUGUCCAGCAUGAGUGCAGUGCCGCCAGCCCCUGCGUGAGCGGUGGGUGGGCAGCAGGCUGGGACUGGCAUCUGCUGAUACCCACUGUGGGCUGGACCACUAUGCCAAGUGGGCUCUGGGGACAGACACAAUCAGACUUGGUUCCCUGCCCGGUGGAAUUCACAGUCUAGUGGACGACAGGCCAAAUUACUGAAUGACAGCACAGUUUCCUGUGUGCCAGGAUCGGAGAACGGCCAAAGGCUGUGGAGCAGGUCUCAC